CAUCAAAUAUAAAACGAAAAAAAUGGAAGCUGAUCUUGGUAAUCACGAAGAAGUCCAGGAUAAGUACAUGAAAGAAACUGGUCACAAAAGUGACGCCACCGACGCGCAAUUUUCUUCAACGACUAAAGAAAAUCUUGACAGUUUACCUGAGGAUGAAGAAAAAAACGAUAAAAAUAAUGAAAACGUCGAUGAUGGGAAAAAAAAUGAUGGUAAAAAUAAUGGAGACGUAGUUGACGAAAAAAAAAAUGAUGAUAAUGAAAACGACGUAGAUGGUGGAAAGAAAAAUGAUGAUAAUGAAGGCGACGUAGAUGAUGAAAAAAAAAAAAAUGAUGAUAAAAAUAAUGAAGACGACGUGGGUGAUGAAACUAAAGAAAUACAAUUAAAUCUCGAGAAUGAAAAACUUAAACAAGAAAUUUCAUCAUUGAAAAAAUCUAUUCAAUUCUAUAAAAAAAAUUAUGCUAAUAAUGAUGAUUGCGAAAGUCUUCAAGAAGAAUUAGAAUCACAAAAGCGUCAUUAUGAGAAGAUUAUUAAAAGGAAAAAAAAUGACUAUGAAUUAAAGGUUCAAGAAUUGAAUCAAAAGUUAUUUGAUGCCGAUAAAGAAUUACAAAGCUAUAAGGAUUACAUCGAAUCUUUUAAAACAGAAUAUAAAAUAAUUCAGGAAGAACUUGAUGCAAAUAAAAGAGAUUUAAAUGAUCUUAAAACAAAUAAUAUCGCUUUGAAAGAAGAAGCAUCCAAAUAUCAGUCGGCUCUUGGAGUAGCGACAAAUUUUAGAACAAGUGAUUAUAAGAAUCAUUCGGUUCAAUUAAAAAAUGACAUUUUAUCAUUACAGGACUCCAUUGAAAAUUACGCCACCAAUUUAAAAGGAAAAAUUGAGAUUAAUUUUAGUAAUGUAGAAAAGCUUAUACAAUACUAUGGAUGUCGUACAAAAAUCACAAAGGAAAAACCAAAUAGAUCUUUUAUUAAGGCAAUUUUACAACGGCAUGUUUUAGAUACAGUCAUUGAACAAGCUAGGAAUUAUUUCAAUAAUUCAGGAUCCCUAGAAUCGGAAAUUUUGUAUGAAACUCUUCAUUUGUGUUCAAAAUUAAAUAAACUUUCUGGAUCUCGUAAAGGAGUGGACACAAUCACGCCAACAUCCUCGAUAAAAAUUCGACAAGAAGCUUGUGUGGCUCUUAGUAAUAGAGGAUUUUCAGAAAUUAUAGAAAAAAAUCAAACCAUUGAACACGAUUUUAUUGAACGCACUAAGCAUAUUUUAAACGAUUCUAUGAACGAAUAUCGUACAAUUAUUGAUCCAGCAAAAAAACAACCUGUUGAAAAUAUGGCCACGAAUAUAGUUCGUGAAAUUAUUAGAAUAUUUUGGUUUCGUUUACGUGCUCAAGAGCCAACUAUUUCAUCAGUUUGGAUUAAUCCUCAUGUUAAAAUAGAUACAAAUACAAUGUCAGGAAUAUGGGAAAAAGGAGAAGAAGAUAUCGAUAUAUUAUUCGUAGAUUUGUGUUAUUUUCCAGUUAUUGGCUUGAAUUUGAAUGAUUCGUCCAAACGUAAAUUAUAUACUCGUGCUAAAGUUUUUCCAAUAUACCAAGAGCAAACUUAUGCUAACGUAACUAGUACACUACUUGAAAGAGGACGCAAAAUUGUGAAAAAUGUGAUGCCGUCAAAAGAAGAUCCAGCUCAACAGGUAAAUUCUAAUGAGGAUGUUCAUAAGCAAACAUAGAAGCGUGAAGGAAGAAAUAUUUUUGUGACCUAAAUGUAAAUAUUAUAUUUAAGAUGUAUCAAAAAA
This is a messenger RNA of Rhizophagus irregularis DAOM 181602=DAOM 197198, 1774 nucleotides long. The record is from RefSeq and is a predicted model, not a curated record. Lineage: Eukaryota; Fungi; Glomeromycota; Glomeromycetes; Glomerales; Glomeraceae.